GCGCUUGCCGACCCUGAAAUCCCCGGAUGGUGUUGUGUCGUAGCGUCUGUGAAGAUAUAGUAAUACGCCAUGCUUGGUACAGAAAUCACAAGAUUUCUGUCCCAAAACUGGCCAUAAUUUCUUAAGAAAUAAUUAAGACAGCAGUGGUAUGCUUUUAAGAAAGGGUAUGUGUGAAGAACAACCGUAUUAUUUCAUAAAAUGGAUGGAAAUAAACCUCGCAAACCGAGCGAACUCGAGGGAAGAGAGUUCCAAGAUAAAAGAAGAGCCAAUGGUAUCGUGUCAACUGAAGAUAAGAUCUUCCCAAGGCCACUGGCUGUUACUCAAGGGUUAAGUCCUCUUUUAUUUCAUCAGCCUAUGUUACCACUACAUCGACAACAACCUGGGAUGCAGCAUUUUCAUGCCCCUUACCUAACACAGGCUAGCCUCUUCUUCUCUCCCCAAUUAAUAAACUCUCACCAGCUCCCAUACAGCCAACAACAAAUAAUAAGUCAGAGGGGAGGGGUAAUUCACCAGGUGGCCUCCCUGGUGAGACUAACCACAGAAGAAAGGCUACAACAGGAGUUGAAUGGGUCAUCACGAGAGCAGUACAGCAGAGAUAGACCCAUCUCUUCAACCUCUGAAAGAUCUCAAGGCUCACCUGAAGCACCCAAAUCACAACCGAUGAAAGUCAUCCAUCAAGUUUCUCGAGAUGAAAAGGACUAUGAACAAGAUGACUCUCCUUUAUCACAAUCCAUGUCUUGUGACUCAAUGCCUAGUACUCCCAAAUCAGAAGCAUCGCCCCAAGCGCCAAUCAAGUCCCCGGAGACCCCGCCUAGUUUUUCUGCUGCGUCUCCGCGGCCUGUUGUGAAUGAGAUAUGUGCAAUAUGUCUUGACAAGGCUACAGGCCAACACUAUGGUGUCACUAGCUGUGAAGGCUGUAAAGGGUUCUUCAAGAGAAGCGUUCAGAAUAAAAAGGAUUACACAUGCCGCAACCUUACUAAAGACUGUCCCAUUGACAAAAGGCACAGAAAUAGGUGCCAGUACUGCCGUUUUCAGAAGUGUAUCCAGGCUGGAAUGAUAAAGGAAGCGGUGAGAGAAGAUCGUACCCCAGGUGGAAAGCACAAGUCUAGUCUGCUACGGACCAAGUCUGUACAAGAUGCAAUCCCUUGCAAAAUGCGCCGGACAAGCUCAACCUCCUCUUGUAGCUCUGUACUAAGCUCAGCAACAACUGCUGCUCAGGUCAAACCAACCAAAGAGUAUAUAGAAGUUAUUGAUGAGCUAAUAGGAAUAUACAAACUGGAUAAUCAGUCUUGCGAUGACUGCCCAGGCUGCAAAGAAACUGGGAUGAAAGAAAAGACUCUUGCUCAUCUUACCCAGCUUGCAGAACAGCAGCUUGUUAGGUGUGCCAGUUGGUUUAAGCACCUAAAACUGCUAAAGGGCAUCUGUGAACUCGACCAGCAAACUCUUGUCACUAAUGUUUGGGUGGAGCUUAUGCUUGCCAACCUUAUCAAGGAGUCUGAGAACUUAGAGAACAAAGCUAAACUCUGUGAUGGACAGAUUCUGGAUUUUGAGACUGCAGAGAUUACAGGGAUAGGAGACAUUUUGCAAAGAGUGGUACAAAUGGCAGCUAAGUUUCGUGAGUUUCAGCUGGAGAAAGUGGAGAUUGUCUGCAUGAAAAUGAUUAUAUUAUUGAAUCCAGAUCUACCUGGCUUACGAAAUCAACAACUGAUUGAGCAACUUCAAGACAAAGUCCACUCUGCCCUACAAGAGCACAUCAACCUUGCCUUCCCCAGGGAGCCAAACCGCUUUGGCAACAUCUUACUCAGAUUGCCCGAGCUGAGGUCCAUAGGAACCAAGAGCUUGGAGCGACUGUUCAUGUUGAACCUCACAGGACAGAUACACCCCUCCACAUCCUUGUCAGACCUUCUCCACACUGGCAAGAGAUAACCAUGCAUUCAUUAUCAUAUGGGAUUGGGGCUAUGAAAAUAGGAAGCCAAGAGCGAGGUUUUCCCGGUGUCAAACCACUGCGAUCUGAAAUUGUCCGAGGGGAACGAACCCUGAUUACUGUCGUGCCACCACAGGGAUGCGGAAGCAUGUCUAGAAAAACGAACUGUCUUCUACUGAAAAGCGCCAAUCCAACAGUCAGAAUCCAAUGGUCUUUGUAAUAACCGAUUGGUUCGUGCGAGUGAGUGAUUACACCAGUUGCAGAAAUUUAGCUUUGUGAUAAGCCUCCACUCAAAUGUUCAUAAAAGUCAUAAUGUGCUUGUCAUGGUGGGUGUACUAGUUUUGGUUGUGUUUCAUUUACCGCAUUGGAAAGCUCGCUUUGUGUGAGCAAUACCAGGAGCUCCAUCAAUGUGCAGGACAGCUCUCGAACUCUGAAAACAUGAAACUUACAUCGUUAUAAGGAUUUAGGCUUAUCCUUACCAGCAGCUCCACCUAUGGCAGGUCUGCUAUCGAACUGUAUCACUAAACGAUCACGUGGAAUAUAUCGGGCUUAGUAAGCGUGCUAUGUUCCAGAAGUACCAGAAAAAAUUGACGAGCUCCUGCCAGAGCCUGAUCUUAAAAAAAACAUUAUCAUAACCAUUUUGUUAGUGCUGUGUGGACCGACUUAGAUAAAGGUCAUAAUAUAUAGUGAAUUAGGCUUGCCAGUUUAGAAGUACUGCUUUGACUGAUGUAUUUUCUACUAGCAUGGCACUUUGCAGGCGCCACCGUGGGCACCAUGACAUGGGUAAGGAUAGUAGCCAAUAAGGACGCAGAUGUUUUGAAUGACAUGAUCUUCAAAAUCUUGAAUGUUUGCACCAUAUUUUGAGCUCGCAUUUCAUUGGUUAAGUGGAGUUCAUGUCAGUCAAACUACUUUUCCCGCAAUCUGGUUGGCUGGCUUUUAAAAACUGCUAAGCUGCUAAGGUUACAGCGGAAGCACACGUUGCACUGUAACUGAUGUAGGCAUUCGUUGGUAUCGGGUUUUCUAGUUCCUCUAGGUGGAACAUAGCAGUACCGUAGCCAACGGUCCCUUGGGUGUUUGAACGAGCCCCUAGUAACAAACACAGACGUCCGCUAACUAGAUAAGAAGAAAAUGCCAUAAAACCUUGUUGGUUACGACUCUCACAGCACGAGUUGUCGAUUGGGAAUGACUCGAAAUUGGUACUUAUGCUUGCAGGGACGUCUGCUGUAGAUUCACACGGGGUUCCCCUGUAUAUUCACUUCUAUGUGUGAUAGCUACGAGAAAGCGAAUCUCCCGCUUAGAAGUGUGCUAUCACAGAGACCCGAAUCACAUUAAACUUGUCAGUGUGAAAAUACACACUGUUCUAGAUUUGUAUUGAGUCCUGUGUUGUCAUGGUUUCAAGAUUUGAGUGUGAAACUAUCAGAUUAGAAUAUUUUAACAGGUUUAUACACUACAGGCUCUAGUGAGCAUUUUUUGUACUUAACGCUAUCGUCGUAAAAGGCCAAUCUCGUUUUAUAUUUUGAUCACGUAUUAAUUUGAAUAGGUGUGAUUCAACUUAAACUGUGAAACAGUUGUAGGAUGUAAACACCAAAAAGCGAGGGAGAAAAUACAAAUUGGUUUCUUUUAUGAUUAUCUAACUAUGUACUUAACGGUAGGUAGUGUUUCACGGAUUACGUUAUUAAAAUAUCUUACCAUA
Nematostella vectensis (starlet sea anemone) is the source of this 3617-nucleotide messenger RNA. RefSeq names its product retinoic acid receptor RXR-alpha-A. Lineage: Eukaryota; Metazoa; Cnidaria; Anthozoa; Actiniaria; Edwardsiidae. Gene Ontology annotation, molecular function: nuclear receptor activity; sequence-specific DNA binding; zinc ion binding. The transcript is spliced from 5 exons. Gene Ontology annotation, cellular component: nucleus. The record is from RefSeq and is a predicted model, not a curated record. The coding region runs from base 199 to 1926 and encodes 575 amino acids. Gene Ontology annotation, biological process: regulation of DNA-templated transcription.